Messenger RNA from Penicillium samsonianum, 306 nucleotides. RefSeq lists its product as uncharacterized. The transcript is spliced from 2 exons. The coding region runs from base 1 to 306 and encodes 101 amino acids. The record is from RefSeq and is a predicted model, not a curated record. Lineage: Eukaryota; Fungi; Ascomycota; Eurotiomycetes; Eurotiales; Aspergillaceae.
AUGCCGUCCGUUAUCCCAAGCUCUGAUGUCGAAAGCCUUAGUGAAGGCCGUGAUACUGAUGUCGUUAUGAGCAAAACCAGGAUGCAUUUACGCAUCCUUCAUGCUGAACUUGAGUACCUGUCAGAACAAAAUGUUCGAUUCGAGAAUCCUGAGUUCCAACGACUUGCAACUCUAAUAGCCGAAAAAUUCCCUGGAAACGUUGUUGACAAUGAGUCGGCCCAAUUCCCAGAGGCAGCUGAUGUCAAAAAAAUGGGAGGUUCUACCCGUUCCUCUAAUGUUCCUGGUGAACAAACCAUACACUGGUAA